UUGCGAGAAGAAAAAAAAAUGGCUGCCACGCAGGUCACGUCCUUGAUGUUGCUGUCCGUCCUGGCGGCAAACGCUCAGGUCAUCAUGCCGGGAAGAUGCCCCAAAUCAGUCGAAGUCCAGAAGGACUUCGACACUGCUCGGUAUCUGGGGAAGUGGUACGAAAUCCAGAGGCUGCCUCAGUCCUUCCAGAAAGGACAGUGUUGCACUGCCGCCUACAGCCUGAAGAGCCCUGGAGUUGUCGGGGUCCUCAACAGCGAGCUACUUGCUGAUGGGCGCAUCAGCUCAAUAACCGGGUCCGCCACGGCUAAAGACCCCUCUGAGCCUGCCAAGCUGCAAGUGUCCUUCUUUGAGGAUACUCCCCCUGGGUCUUACUGGGUCCUGGCAUCAGACUACAGCAACUACGCUCUGGUCUACAGCUGCGCAGACUUCGGUGUGGUCCACGUGGACUCAGUUUGGAUCUUGAGCAGGAGGCCCGCCCUAGCCGAGGAGACUCUGGAGGAGCUGCACAGCACUUUGACGUCCAUCGGGGUCAGAGUGGACAAGCUGCUCAGCACCAAUCAGGAUGAGGUUUACUGCAAGGCCAUGAACCAAUGACCCAACUUGUUGGAUACAACUUAUAAAGUUCCACUUGAACCAAUAAAAAUCACA
Nerophis lumbriciformis (worm pipefish) is the source of this 648-nucleotide messenger RNA. RefSeq names its product apolipoprotein D-like. Gene Ontology annotation, molecular function: pigment binding. The record is from RefSeq and is a predicted model, not a curated record. Gene Ontology annotation, biological process: response to reactive oxygen species; lipid metabolic process. Gene Ontology annotation, cellular component: cytoplasm. NCBI's taxonomy places the organism in Eukaryota, Metazoa, Chordata, Actinopteri, Syngnathiformes, Syngnathidae.